Messenger RNA from Schistosoma rodhaini, 2373 nucleotides. The record is from the annotation of a GenBank genome assembly. NCBI's taxonomy places the organism in Eukaryota, Metazoa, Platyhelminthes, Trematoda, Strigeidida, Schistosomatidae.
GACCUUCACGGCAUUACGAAUUGCAAGGAUUAGUAGAGAUCGAUUGACCUUCGAUCCUCAUUACUGAAGACUGAAAUGUUGAACGUGUUGCUUAGAGGCGCGUGAACGUUUCAUGGUCGAAAGCUGACAGUUGUCCCUCUAAGGACUUGGUUAGUAUAUUGGCUUUCCUUCAACGCUGGGAGUGUUAGUGGAUUACAUAUGAAAGAUAAACUGUUCAACGGCUUCAAUCAAAUGAACUUUCAAAUAAACUCAUUCCGAUACUUUAGUAGUCGAUUGUCCCGUCAUCUUAUGAUACAUGCUGAAUAAAUAUCCUGAAAUUUUUUACAUAUACAAAAGCUGGUUGUUUUUCGUUGCCUUAUUAGAAAUAAUAACACUAAACAAUUUAACAAAUCCGUUAUUUUAUAGUCAGUAAAUGAUAUGCAUGUAGUCAAACAUAGAUACAUAAAAAAAUAUAGAGAAGCUAUAGAUGGAUAAAUAAAAAUAACUAUAUGUUACAUUCCAUUUACACUGGUGAAAGUUUGUAAUUAAACACUGAUGUUAAGUGUUUUUAAGAUUUUAUGUUUAAACUAUGUUCUAAGUGUAAAGGGUUGUAAUUCUAUUUUACUCCUAUUGAUUUUAGUACUGUAGAAAUGACGGAUGUAGUAGAAGCUCGAAGAUGUUUUGGGUGUCGUGUUAUAUUCGAGACAGAUGACGAAUUUUGGCAUCAUAUAUUAAAUGUGGAUUGUAGUAGUUCGAUAAGCUCACCGAGUUUGAGUAAAGAUGUGUCUUUACCUUGUUCAAGCCAAGAUGAUAAUAGACUGUUAAAAAGUACGGUGACAGAUGAUUUGUGUUUUUGUGGUCUGUGUGAUAAAUGGUUUGCAUCAAAGCCACAGUUCCUCGAACACUUUUCAUCUGCAGAACAUGAGCAGAAAUCCAAAUUAACUGCCAAAGUUCCUUCUAAUGACGAUGUCGGUACAGUUAACGAGAAUAUUCAGUCACUCUUGUUUUGCGAUAUUUGUCAAAUAAAUUUGUCAUCUGUUCAAGCCAAAGAGGCUCAUCUUGCUGGUAAGAAGCAUAAUAAGAUGUGUGAUCGUCAGUUGAGCUCCGUUAACACACAAAGGGAAUCGCAUGUCACUCUGGAAAAGGGGCCCACACGUAAUCAAGUAGUUUUAGAAAGGUUGGUGGAAGAUUACGGUCAGUCAUCAUCUAUGAGUUCCGACAAUUCUCAUUCGUCUGAUAAAAAUACCAGUAAUGUCGUUCCUCAGUUUCGUACUGAUGAUGGCAACGAUAUUAUACAUUUACUGCGUCGACUCUGUUUGACGCAAAUACUAUCACUUUUAUUGAGUGUAAACGGGGAUUCAUCAGCACACGUAGAAAGCAGUUGUAACAAUGCACAGUCAAAAUAUUCUUUAAAAGAGAAAGAUCUACUUGAAUUGACGAGAACAGUAUGUAAAGAAGAAUUACGCGCUAUACUUCCACAGUCUUUACAACAUGUUAUUUCUUCUCAGACAAAAAACGCAAAUGACUAAAGUUGCUGUAGGUUAUUCUUACUGGUGUCAAUUUCAGUACAAUCGUUUAUCUUAUAAUUUUUAUAAAGAGACAACUACUUACUUUCUAGGAAAUAUAUUUUCUCUACCAGUUUUAGAAGCUACUGUUUUUCUAACAAAUACACAAAUUAUUUUUAUUUGUACUUAAUGUAUUUCAGAUUUAAGUUGAUCGCAUUCUACAUUAAUUUCUUGCUACUAAUUAUUUAUUUCCAUUUUUACCUUUCGUAUUCUUGAUUCAAGUAUUCCGUUUGCGAUCAGUUGACUCUACGGCGUUUUUGUGGAAGUGAUAAUGAGAAGACAUGGUUUAGGGAUAAAGACUACCUGUUGAUAUAUGACAAUUACAUUUUUUGGACAGUUGUUAACGAUAUAAAUAUUUAGUUUGAAAACCCUUAAGUGCUUGGCGAUCAGAUUUUCUCUGUAACUAUAACUAGAGACUCAGAAUAAGUUAAAUGCAUUUCAACUUCGCUUGGCGGGACCGCCUUCAUAUGCUAUGAUAAUAUGCAUAUGGGGUUAUAAAUGCAAAGGAUAAGAAUGGUUAUUUCUCGUCUUCAUCCUAUGGUAUUUAAACAUUGGAAUUAAAAGUAAAGUUUCAUGAAUUUCAAAACACUCAGUGUGAUAGAUGAAGAUUAUCUGUGUAUUCAGAGUCAUAAUUCAAAAGGAGUUAGGACAUGUUAAUGUAUUGUUUGGUAUAAGUUUGUGUAAAUUUUUAUAAAACGUUUGGAAUGAGAAAAUUGGUGUAUCCGAGUCAAUGGAUACCAACAAUUUAAAAAUACAUCAUAAAAUGGUUAAAAGUUGAUUUUAAAUAAAGGCAGAACAAAUAUUGAUGCAGAAUAAUAUGAAUUCAUUU